CACAGUCAUGACCCUCCAACUCUGACACCCUUGGGCACACAGAUAAGCGGGCGGUGCUUGGCAGUACCAAGGUGGCUGCGGAAGGGCAGAUGACUGGAGAAAGGCACCAGGAGCAGCUAAAAGCAGAGAGGACGCCCAGAUUGACGAGUGCCCACAGGACUCUGCUGGCCUGAGAGGACCUGCUUGUCCUGAGGACGAGAUGAUGCCCGGUGUGGCUUUCAGCAUCGGGGUCCUGCUGGCCCUGGCAGGUGCCAUAGCCACGCAGGAAUGUGUUGCCCCACACAAACUGGUCUCCAAGAUGCUGCAGCGCCUGGAGGACUCUGUCAUCAUGGAGGAGCUGCCAAACCCCAGCGUCCUCCUGGCCAUGAACCUGGCUGGGGCCACCGACAGUAGUGCCUGCAAGUGGCUGCUCCAUGAUAUAAAGGAAGAUGCGGUGAAGAGAGCCCCAAAAGACAUGACCUCGGGACAGGUGGCCCUGUAUGUGCUCGCCCUCUUCUCCUCCUGCGAGGACCCCCGGCACGUCAGGGCACUGGGGCAGACCGUCAACCUGAUCGACAUCCUGCAGCAGAAAACAGAGGAGGAGCUGGCCAGCCUGGAGGAGAAGGGCGUCCCGAAGACCACCCUGUACAGCGUGAGCCUGGACACCCUGGGCCUGUGCCUGGCACGGACGGGCAGCUACCAAAAGGCAUCCGUGGCCCUGGCCAAGCAGGUGCUGAGCCCCGAGAACCAGCUCUCCGUGGACACCCGUGCCAUGGCGGUGCUGGCGCUGGCGUGCACGUACAACCAGGCAGACCCUUCUGUGAAGAACCUGCUCUGGGAGGCAGUGUCGACGGUGACCAACGGCUUCCUCAACGAGCAGAAGAAGGGGAAUGGCAUGAUUGGGAACAUCUACAGUAUGGGGCUGGCCCUGCAGGCACUGAAGGCCACGAGCAAGUUUUACGCCCCACGGAACUGGGACUGCGCCCAGGCCUUCUCCGUGGUGUACAGCCAUGACUACCGCCAGCCCAUGGCCAUCGCCCAGGUCCUGCCUGCCCUCGUGGGCAAAUCCUACUUAGAAGCGGCUAGCCUGCAGUGCACCACCAGCCCCAGUAAGUUCCCGAUCCUACAGCCAGAGCUGGGGAAAACUGGGGUUCACAGAGCAGCCCUCAUCACAGUGCAUUACUCCAUCAUCAACAAGCUGCAGGGCGAGCACUUCAAGUUCACCACCACAGUGCACGUCCUGAAAGGCUCCACACUGCUCAGGGUGCUGCAGGUGGCAGCGGCAGAGAAACCCAACGAGUUUAGCUUCCAGACAGAGCCGACAUCCUGGGGCCCCAUGGUGGUCUCCAUCCACGGGCUGGCCGCCAACCCGAAUGACAGAACCUACUGGCAAUUCCUCAGCGGUGGGAACGCCCUCCAGCAAGGGGUCGGCACCUACAAGCCGCAGAAUGGGGAGCACAUCAAGGCUGUCUUCAGCACCUACUGAAGCCACCAAGGGGUGCCUGGCCCCACCAGGCCCACCAUGAAGGCAAUAAAGAGCCAUUUGC
This is a messenger RNA of Phalacrocorax carbo (great cormorant), 1526 nucleotides long. NCBI's taxonomy places the organism in Eukaryota, Metazoa, Chordata, Aves, Suliformes, Phalacrocoracidae. The record is from RefSeq and is a predicted model, not a curated record.